This is a messenger RNA of Anopheles gambiae (African malaria mosquito), 1946 nucleotides long. Its product is annotated as cytochrome P450 4V2. The record is from RefSeq and is a predicted model, not a curated record. The transcript has 5 exons. The coding region runs from base 439 to 1908 and encodes 489 amino acids. Gene Ontology annotation, molecular function: heme binding; monooxygenase activity; iron ion binding. Lineage: Eukaryota; Metazoa; Arthropoda; Insecta; Diptera; Culicidae.
CAAAACAGAAAAAUAUCAACGAUUCGAUUUUUCUUCCGCUGCUCUCUUCCUGAAAUUAGGCGAAAAAAAUAAUUUAUGCUCAUGUUGAGAAACAACCGUGCAAUCCUCGUGUGUGUAAAUGUCGAGUGGAAACUUGUUAAAACACGUCAGAAAUUCACCAAGAUACUAAACAGCAACCUUAGCGUGAGUGAAUGUUAGACAUUAGAAUCUGGUUGAAGAUUUGAUUAAAUCUCAGUUGCGAGAAUAUUCUCAGCAGUGCGCUAGCGUACGCAUUCUAAUAAAGAGAUAAAUCAUGAUCUUUUCACACGCACUGCAACGGUACAUGCAUGCACACACAUUCAUGCGCUUGUUAUCCUUAACCCACUAGUAGCAUCUACAGCGCAUACAGUAGCGCAACUACUACGAUUCAGUUGCAUUCGAACCGUCGACUGGGACAGAAUGUUUGCAAUCGUACUGUUCCUCAUCGCCGCGUGUGGCUGCUAUUACUACACCUGUGUCGUGCGCGCUCGGUUUGCACAGGACGUGCCCUGUGCUCAGCCUUGCUAUCCACUGAUAGGGAACGGCCUAUCGUUCCUGGAAAAGUCACCGGUCAAACUGUUCCAGAAUGUGGUGCAACCGUUUAACCAGUUCGAUCGGUGGUUCAAAGUUUGGCUCGGACCACAGCUGAUGCUGUGCACCUCGCAUCCAGUGCUGGCCGAGUCGGUGUUGAGCCAUCCAAAGUGCUUGGAUAAGCCAUUUUUCUACAGCUUUGUGCAGCUCGAGCAGGGAAUUUUGACACGCAAAUAUCAAAACUGGAAGCGGUACCGAAAAGUGAUGAGUCCUGCCUUCAGCACGAGCAAGGUGACCAAUGCGCUACCGUUGUUCGUAAUGUGUGCGGAAAAUUUGAUGUCCAAGCUAGAGGCAAUGGUGGCGAAUGAUUCAACAGUUUCGCUGGCUCCGGUUUUGAGCGAGUGUUUGCUUAAUGUGAUAUUUUCCACUACUCUGGGAGCGAAUGUAGUGGAAGAGAGCGAGGCGAAGCAUAUUUUAAACAAUCUAGACAUAUUAUUUCAGAUGAUAUCUGCUCGAGCGAUAAAUGCACUGCACCACAUCGACUGGGUCUACAAGCAUACAAACAAUUGCAAAAUAGAAUCCGCUUCCAGGGCGGCGUGUUAUAGCGUAGUAGAUAAGGUUCUUGCGUCCCGUAGAAGCGCCUUAGAAAAUGAGUUCUACGAAGCGAACGAUUCGCCAGCCAUGUUGGAUCGAUUGCUUUCGGUGAAUGAGGACGGUCCACUGUCGGAUACAGAAAUCGUACAAAACAUCUACUCAAUCGUCGGUGCUGGUAACGAUACGACGGCACACUCGCUCGGUCACACGUGCCUAUUCCUUGCGAUGCAUCCUGCAGUACAGAGAAGGCUGUACCAAGAGCUGCGCGAUGUGUUUUACACUGCCGAUGAGCCCAUUACCGAGGAAAAGCUGAAACAACUAAGCUACAUGGAGUGUGUGAUCAAGGAAAGCUUACGGCUAGCUCCUCCGGGCGCCACGGUGGCGCGCGAAGCCCAAGAAGACCUAACAGUCGAAGGACAGUUGAUUCCGCGCGGUACAACGGUAGUCGUGAGCUUAUUUGCACUGCAUCGCAGAAAGGAUUUCUGGGGUGCCGAUGCGGAGAGGUUCGAUCCCGAUCGAUUUCUGCCCGAACAGUGCAAGAAUAGAAUGGGCUGUGCCUUUAUGCCGUUCAACACAGGGAGUCGCAAUUGUAUUGGCUCACGGUACGCCAUGCAGAUUAUGAAGAUUAUUUUGUGCAAGAUCAUUCGGAGAUAUGAGCUCCACACCGAGCUAACUAUGGAGCAGAUGCAGUUUCGGUUCGAUAUAGCUCUAAAGCAGGAGCAGGGAUACUUAAUACGGUUCGAGCGUAGAGUUGAAAGUGAUUAAAGGAAUUAUAAAUAUGUUCCAUCAGUUAUUCCUUACAA